This is a messenger RNA of Asparagus officinalis (garden asparagus), 810 nucleotides long. Its product is annotated as forkhead box protein L2-like. The record is from RefSeq and is a predicted model, not a curated record. The coding region runs from base 1 to 414 and encodes 137 amino acids. NCBI's taxonomy places the organism in Eukaryota, Viridiplantae, Streptophyta, Magnoliopsida, Asparagales, Asparagaceae. The transcript has 5 exons.
AUGAACGCAGCUAGGAGAGAGGUCUUUGGGGCUAUUGAGAAGGUUAAGGGUUUGACUGAGGAUGAGCAGAAGAUAGGUGCUGCCCUCAUUGCGGGGAGUGCCAGCAAGUUGGAUGUGUUCUUCAAUCCACCAGAUGAGAGAAGGGCAAGGUGGAGGGGAGCACGCCUCUCGAAGCUAGAGCCUCCUCCGCCUCCUCCUCCGCCGUCUCCUCCGCCGCCUCAACCGCCUCUCGAAGCUAGAGCCUCCUCCGCCGCCUCAACCGCGAAGCCAGAGCCUCCUCUGUCGCCUCAACCGGGAAACCCUAGUCUUUCUUCGAUAUUCGCGAUGGCGCACGCGUUAGCAGCUCAGACUUCGAUCAGUGUUCCGAUUGGAGGCGACUCGUCUCCUGGGAGGUCACGAGUGAAGGGUGCAUGAGGUGUUACAAUCAAGAAAACUAAUCUUGCUUUGAUCUUCGGCAUUUAUGAUGAGCCAAUGACUCUUGGGCAGUGCAAUAUGAUUGUUGAGAGGCUUGGUGAUUAUCUCAAUGAAUAGGGAUUUUAGGUUUGUUGUGUUUCCUUUUUCUAUUUGGGUUUGGUGUGGUCCCUCGCAUUGCAAUGCUUGAAAUGAAUAAUUGUCAGUUCAACAAUUAUGUGGACUCUCGUGAGGGGUUUGAUGUUUGGUUAAUGUGUUUGUUAUGAUCCCUAUCCCAUCAAAAUUCUGUCUGUAUUUUUCCUUUGAUUGGGGUUAUUGUGGCAUUUUAAGGCGAGUUGUGAUACUUAUUCAUAAGACAGGUUUGCAUGUUCGAAAAAGUUGUGCUCUAUUUGAAUUCUA